Messenger RNA from Selaginella moellendorffii, 1002 nucleotides. Its product is annotated as helicase and polymerase-containing protein TEBICHI-like. Bases 274 to 789 code for a protein of 171 amino acids. The record is from RefSeq and is a predicted model, not a curated record. NCBI's taxonomy places the organism in Eukaryota, Viridiplantae, Streptophyta, Lycopodiopsida, Selaginellales, Selaginellaceae. The transcript has 4 exons.
GUGAAGUCUGCUCAAGAUUCUUUGCUGUGCCACAAGCGACUGAUAGAGUGGGAUCAGGAGUUACAGAUCUACAAAAUCAGUCCAUUAGGAAAAGCAGCGUUUGGCAGUUCGCUCAGCCCGGAAGAAUGCUUGGUUGUCUUUGAGGAUCUUGCUAAAGCCCCUGUCAGCGUCGGAUUUGUACCUUGUUUACGAGGUUACUCCUAUUCACAUGAAGCGUGUGUAUUGACGCUUUUUUGUGGCUCUUAUAUUGUCCAAGCUUGUUCAGUGCCGCUAAUGGACGUCUGCAGUACGUUCAAGGUGCCGAGGGGCACCGUGCAAGCUCUUCGAUUGUUUUACCUUUGUUUUAUGUUUUCACAGGCUGCACGAGCUAGAUGUUUAUACAAAGCGGGCUUACGAACAGUUGAAGCUGUAGCUGAGGCUACAAUUCCUGAACUUGCAAACGCGCUGCGUGAUUCUUCAUUCAAAGAACAUGCAGGUUGGCUUCUCUUAUAUGCUUUUACUGGCAAGCUUUUUGUAAUAGAUGCUGGUAAGCAGCAGUGGAUGUACGCUGCAGCGGCAAAGAAAAUAAGAAACGGAGCAAGGAGAAUUGUCCUGGAUCGAGCAGAAGAGGUGCGAAUAGCUGCUUUCUCGGCAUUUCAAGCUCUUGGAGCAACGAUUCCGCAUUCGCUGUCACAGUCUUUAUAUGCCAGUGUUGAGAGGCCUCAGGCUGAGACAGACGAGAUUGCCAUAUCUCCAAAGCGAGACGAGGGCAAGGCCGACGUUCAUAGCACUGACAGUUGGAUUGGAUGACAGCAAGAAAAUGGUAACCAUGGCUCCAAUGCGUUUGGAGGCUUGCAGAAAAGAAGGCCAAGGACCCAAUCUUGCUGCUGUGACAUCUUAGAUCUGGAAACAAGGUUUUGAUACAUGCCCAAGCCAAUAAGACUGCUUCGCGAUUUCAGGACCAGUGGAAAAUUCUUGUUGUGAACAUCAUCUUUAAUUCAAAAAACUGCUACUUUGAUCUAA